UGGCAGUUGAUUAGUAGUAAAACUAUCGCCAUAGGAGUUAAACAAAACCCGAGACGUUGGUUUUUUGUCUUGUUGAUUGUGAAAAUACAUAAAAAGAAAUAAAACUGGUUUCAGUAAAGCACCAUUGUCUAAGUAUUGGAAUUUCAGUCUUGUUCGUAAAAUAUGAAACUCGGAUAAAAUAACUUCAACUAAACGACAGCUAAGUUAAGAUUAUACACAAAUAAAUCCUACGGGUGACAGUUAAUAAAAAUAAUAAAACAAAAAUAAACAAAUCUUCGAAUAUAUACGAAUACAGAAAAAUGCCCUGCUCUGCUGUUACGCUUUCUAUAGCAACAAUUGCCUCAAUAAUAGCUAUCGCCUUAUUGGUUAUUGCAUUUUCUACAGAUAACUGGUUACACUAUGAGGUGAAAAGAAGCAACAUACAGGCGUUUGCAGCAAAACAUUCCGAUUCUGAAACGCUGCUAAGUAAUUUAAAUAACAAGUAUUUCUAUUACACAAGAACCCGGGGUCUUUUCAGAAUAUGUUAUCCCAAGGAGAAGCCACCAACAAGCGCAGUUCCCACGUAUCUGUCACCCAUCGAAACUCAUUGCUCGAAUAUAGACUAUUUUCCACAGAUGGAGGAGGAUAAAAUUUCAAGUGAGGAUGUUACUUCAAGACUACACUUGGCUCGAUCCUGUAUUGCUAUGUUUAUAUUAAGUUUCAUCACAACAUUCUGUGCGUUCUGGACUGGCUUAUCCGGGUGCUGGAAAAGAUCAUCGGGUGCUAUCACAGCUACAUCAAUUUUAUUGCUUGCGACUUGUCUACUUGCAGCUGGUGCUAUGGGUCUCUGGCAUACAGUGGAGUUCUUCGAAAAAGAGAAAGUGGUCGGAGAGGACUAUUAUCAACAGUGGACUACCGUACUAAGAGAUAAUACAAAAAUUACAUACGAUUGGUCAUAUAUUGUUGCAUGGGCUGGUGUAGGUUCAUGUCUAUUGGCUGCCAUAUUACUAUCGGGAGCUGCUGUCUGUCUAAGAAGUGAACGGGAAAAGGAAGAACAAUUAAAUUUACAAUAUCUUAUGCCAGUAUAUUCACAAAAACAACCUCCUUAUCCGCCAUACGCAAACUAUCCUCAACCUCAAAUGUUUGCUGGUCCGUACUACCAUGGAUCUCAAUAUGGUCCUUACAACUACUAACACGAUUCGAAAGCUAAACAAUCACAAAUAAUAAUAAAUUCAUCCAAUAUACAUAAAUAUAUAACAAAUCAGUUUACCGAAUCAGCUUUCGUAAUAGCGAAGAAUGUGAUUACAGGUAAAAUGUGUCAAGAUCUUUUGUGUUUGUUAUGUAUUUUUGAGCUGCGGACGGACGGUAUUGCGACGAAAAAAUUCUAGUGAGAAAAAAGGAAAUUAUUUAUUUUCAAUUAAUUUUACUUAACUAAAAUCAGAACUUUUGUUUUCUUUUUCUUUGUAAUAAACACAUCUAAACGAUUAAAUAUACAUUAACAUGCAUAUAUGUAGGUCUAAGGACUUGAUUAAUGAAAAAUAUAGAUGUGUAUAUCAUAUAUGGAUUUGUUAUGUAAUCUUUCAACGAAACUUAAACAAUUUAGAUGUUAUAAAAUAUUUGUAUAAAUAUAUGUUUUUUAAGUUUUUUUAAUUGAUAAGUGGCAAUUUGUAGAGAACUGAUUAAUGUCUUCCAUGAAUAAGAAACAAUAUCUUGCACACUUUCAUAUGUACAUCCAUUCGUUGGCGAAUGCGUAAGAGAUACAAACAUAUAAAAACACAAUCUAGUUAAGUGCAUGCUGUUGUAUGAAUCCAUGUACGGCUGCAUACAAACAUUUGUAUGUAUUUAGAAUUAAAAAAAUACAAACUUAUAUAUAUUUAUGUUUACAUUUCGUUCUACAUUUUAAAAUUCAAAAAUAUAUGUUAAUAAAUAUUUGUAUACAGAAGGGAAA
This is a messenger RNA of Musca domestica (house fly), 1927 nucleotides long. RefSeq lists its product as uncharacterized. Gene Ontology annotation, cellular component: membrane. The coding region runs from base 300 to 1172 and encodes 290 amino acids. The transcript is spliced from 6 exons. The record is from RefSeq and is a predicted model, not a curated record. NCBI's taxonomy places the organism in Eukaryota, Metazoa, Arthropoda, Insecta, Diptera, Muscidae.